Williopsis jadinii is the source of this 1560-nucleotide messenger RNA. RefSeq names its product MFS general substrate transporter. Gene Ontology annotation, biological process: transmembrane transport; L-cysteine transport. The transcript has 3 exons. Lineage: Eukaryota; Fungi; Ascomycota; Saccharomycetes; Phaffomycetales; Wickerhamomycetaceae. Gene Ontology annotation, cellular component: membrane. The record is from RefSeq and is a predicted model, not a curated record. The coding region runs from base 103 to 1560 and encodes 485 amino acids. Gene Ontology annotation, molecular function: L-cysteine transmembrane transporter activity.
AGCCACCGCAUUAUUAUUCCCAACUACUUAGAGAUAUAAACUGAACGUCUCCCGUCAUGGUCAGAAGUAUGAGCCUCACGAACUGAAAACAACAGCUCCAAGAUGUUUUCUUUGAAAGAAGAGACAGCAGUUGAGAACAGAGAGUUGAAAACAUCUGACUGUGAAGUUCAUAAAACUAUCAAGACCAAAGAUGCUGAUGUAUCUCUCCGGUUGUUUGAAGAGUAUGAAUCCCAAGCUGGUGAACUGACCCCAGAAUUAGAGAAAAGGAUUGUGAUGAAGCUAUGGUUAACUGUUUUCCCCAUAGUUUUCCUGGUUAACUUCAUGCUAUUCCUCGAUAAGAAUGCAAUUCCAUCACAUUUGAUCUUUCAAAAGAUUCCUCUAAAGUAUUACGUCUCGGGUGCCACUUUAAUCUGGUCCUUUUUAACUCUGAUCCAUUUAACAUGUCAAAACUACAGUCAACUGGCCGCUGUAAGAUUUCUGCUGGGACUUUGUGAGUCUGGUGUUACACCUUGUUUGGCACAUACCAUUGCAAUGUGGUUCACUCCGGAGGAACAAGCCAUAGUGGCACCUGUAUUUUGGAUAUCAUCAUCAGGACAAGGUCUUUUCGGUGGUCCUAUUUCUUAUGGAGUUCAAUUUGUCCAAGGUGUUAGUCCAUGGAAGGUCUAUUGGUCUAUAAUUGGUGUACUGAUGUUUGUCGUUUCCAUGUCAUCAUUGCUUUUCUAUCCGAGCAAUCCUGCUUCAUUCUGGAUCUUUACACCAGUUGAAAGGGUCCACAUUAUCAAGAGAAUUAAGUCAAAGACCAAUUCUUCAAUUGAGCAGAAAGUUGUUAAAAGAGAACAAAUCGUGGAAGCUUUGAAGGAUCCAAUCACUUGGCUAUUCUUCUGGUUUGUGUUCUUCAACAUGUUUUCAAACAACAUCAGUUUCCAAUCUACAAUCAUCUACAAAAACUUGGGGUUCAGCAAUUUACAAUCAACUUUGGUUGCCAUUGCUUCAGCUGGAUAUUCCACUGUUGCAGCAGUUAUUGGUUCGACAAUACUAUCGCAGUAUAAGGCGCAGUCAGCUCAUGUUGGAACAGCCUUUCUCAUCAUUGCACUGUUGGGUUGUAUCUUAGCAAUUGCGUUGCCAUUGAGCCAAUCGUAUGGCAUUCUUGCCGUGACGUUCACUGCAGUAUUAUCAUGGUGCCAAUCCAGUGCAGCUGGCUACACCAAGAGACUAGUUAGAAGUAUAGUGUGGUCAAUUGGAUAUGCUGUAAUGAACAUGCUGGCACCUCAAUUCUGGAGGCAGCAAGAUCAACCUCGGUAUUACAUGGCGUGGGGGUUAAUCAUCGCAUUUAUCUGUGUUCUGUCACCGUGUACACUUCAGCUGAUUCGUUUCAUCCUGAGUCGAAGAAACAAAGAAAGAUUACAGUUAUUGAAGGACAUUGCGGACAAUAGAGUUGAAGAUACUACAGGGUUUGUUAUUGAAAUCCAUGAUGACGGGAAUGAGGUUAAGAAAUCUGUGGACAUUUCAAUGUUAGACCUAACAGAUUUACAGAACAAGAAGUUUAUUUAUCCUUUGUGA